AUGGCGGAACAUGUUAGAUUAAGAAAAGCAGCAGGCCAGGUUUGGGUUGAUAAUACCUUAAAUGAAUGGCCUGAAAACGACUAUAGACUAUUUUGUGGAGAUUUAGGGAAUGAUAUAACAGAGGAAGUUCUUGCAAAUAAUUUUCAAAUAUACCCUUCAUUCCAAAAGUGUAAGGUAAUUAGAGACAAAUAUACAAAUAAAAGUCGGGGAUAUGGCUUUAUUUCUUUUGGAGAUCCGCAAGACAUGUUGCGAGCAUUGAAGGAAAUGAAUAGAAAGUACAUUGGAAGUCGUCCAAUAACUUUGAAGAGAUCAAGAUGGAAAGAUAGGGAAAUCGACUCUGAGAAAAAUAAGAAGUUUGACAUAUUAAUGAAUAAACAAGGAGUUAACAAUCCACUCAAUACAGUCCGAAUAUUCAAGAAACGAAGGUACAAACACACUACUGAUAAAGAUAAGAAAUAG
Cryptosporidium muris RN66 is the source of this 459-nucleotide messenger RNA. Its product is annotated as RRM domain-containing protein. The record is from RefSeq and is a predicted model, not a curated record. NCBI's taxonomy places the organism in Eukaryota, Apicomplexa, Conoidasida, Eucoccidiorida, Cryptosporidiidae. Gene Ontology annotation, molecular function: mRNA binding. The coding region runs from base 1 to 459 and encodes 152 amino acids. The transcript has a single exon.